AAGUACAGCGAAGCACGUAUUACGCAUUAAUCCAUGACAUGACAUAUAUAUAAUAGUAGGAUGCGGCUUUACAGUCAGUAAAGUGAUAAUAGAUCGAUGGCGGUGUUGAUAAGGUUAAUGACAUUGGUGGUGGGGUGGUUAGUGGUGUUUAGCACGGCGUCAUAUGGGCGUAUGGUGGGUGGGAAGACGGAGAUAUCAAACGUGAGGACAAACGAGGAGGUACAAGAUAUAGGAAGAUAUUCGGUGGAGGAGUAUAACCGGAGUAAGAAGGUGUGGAAGGAGGGGGAAGGGGAAUUGCAGUUCGUGGAAGUGGUAGAGGCGCAACAGCAAGUAGUGUCUGGAAUUAAGUACUAUAUGAAGUUAUGGGUUACUCGGUCUCAGAUAGAUGGGGAUGGGGAUGGUGUUCCUACAAUGUUCGAUUCGGUCGUGGUGGUUAAGCCAUGGCUAAAUUCCAAACACCUUCUCCACUUUGCCCCUUCCACCCAGUGACUAUUUCUUAAUUAAUUAUGUACUUCUAUCUAACCAUCCACGAUGUACUAAAUCAAUUUCAAUUUUCAACCAUCUAUCAUAUCAACUACUA
Cicer arietinum (chickpea) is the source of this 580-nucleotide messenger RNA. RefSeq names its product cysteine proteinase inhibitor B-like. Lineage: Eukaryota; Viridiplantae; Streptophyta; Magnoliopsida; Fabales; Fabaceae. Gene Ontology annotation, molecular function: cysteine-type endopeptidase inhibitor activity. The record is from RefSeq and is a predicted model, not a curated record.